AAUUAUCUUAUCAAUCGAUCCAAUUAUGGUACAACAUGAAUCGGUAACGAAAAAAGGUUACAUUAAUCUUCCAAGUUGAAUAGUAAAUGCCUCCAAGUUGAAGGGACAUGUUCUUAAAUAAUCUCUUAAUAUAAUGGACCCUCCUAUAAAUUACUACUAGUAUGACUCUUGAAAACAUUAUAAUUUAUAAAACUUCUUAUAUUCUAAAACUAUUCUAGCACCCUGAAGCGCUGAAACAUAUGGUAGUAAAAUUAAUGUUAUCAUUUUAUUAUCGUUGACAUUUGAGGAGCACAUGCACACGCAAUGGAUGUUAAGUGUUAACUGAAAGAUAUUAAAAAAAGAAGACGAGAAAUAAUAUAUUUCUGGCAUCACAUUCACAAGUCUGGAACUCGUUCGUACUGAGUAUUUUAAAGACGCAACACACACCGCAUCACGGAACUCAGUACUCACUCUAGUCUUGUAGACUAGUCGCUAGAUUUCCAUACUUUGUUUCUAGUGUGGAAUGUGUUCCAGGCGCCGCUUAUUUCAAAAGAAUGUGUUCCAGGCGGCUAAGCAUUUCUUAUGGAAGGAGAUGAAUGUUGACCCACAUGGUCUAAACUUUGAAGUUAACUUCGGAAGAGAAACGAAGCAAAACAAAGGUCCAAAAGAGAGAUGAAAACAUCAUCAAAAUAGAAAGAUAUGAAUUGUAAUCAAACUGCAACAUCAGAUAAUUCCAAAGUAAAUUAAACUCAAAAUCGUUUAUGUUAGAAUUAUGCAAAAGAGUUUCGAUAAUUAGAAACGAACAAAUUGACUUAAUAUCAAAGUAAUAAGUAUUAUAUGGAAACAUUACGCACAACUUUAGACUAAAAAACAAGCAAGAAGACUUUCACCACACCAAAUUAAACACGAGUUUCUUAUUUAAAAUUUUAUAUUUUUGUUCUACUAAAGGUUAAAAGUCAAAAUAUUAAAAUUAUUUACCGCUAUUAUCUACUCAAAAUUCUUAUUGGAUUCAUAUAAUCCUGUUCUUGAAGCUCAAUUCGUUGCUAUUUACUCAAAAGCCAUGAAACUCUUUUUCUUUGCAUAAGACAUAUUCAGUUUUCUGAAUUAUUAAAAUUUAUAAGAAAUUGAUUUCGAUAGAAGUUACAGACUUUAAGCUCAUAAUCUUCAUUAGAACGAAAACAGUCUUUAGAAAAAUUAUAUUUUAUAGAAAAGAUAGUUUGUAUCUUAGACAAUUUUUUUUGAACCCCCUUGCACUCCCAAUAACUACCAAUACUUAGGUAAUUUAUGAAUUUCAAACACAAAAUGUAUUCACCAUUGAAACAUUAAUAUGUAUGGCGAAAAUGCAUUUAUCAUAUUUGUUUUGAAAAAUUAUAUAUUUAAUUUAUAUGUAAAUAUUAAUUAUAUUUAGUUUUAACUAGUGUUUUAAUGACUAGACUGGACUGGUCCGACUGGACAGUCGUAAAAUCGAACCAUCAAUCAUUUUCUAUACGGUUAUAGAUCGUAAAUAUUAUUUGAUUUAAGUUUCAAAAUUGUUCAAAAUCAGUUAAAAAAUCAUCAAAAUUGAUGAUAGGGUUCAAUAUUACAGUUUUUUAUUUGAAUUAAAAUCAAAAUUAAAAAAAUUAAAAAAAUUAAGAUAUUUUAUGUUAUUUUUAAUAUUUUUCUAGUUUUAUUCUGCAAAAUAUAAUGUCACCAAUCAAACGUUACUUUGCAUUUUGUUCAAUUAAAAAUUUAAAACCAUACUUAUCCCCGUAUACAUUCAAACUUUAAUUUCGCUACGCUUAUGUUAUUAAAUUCGCGAUUCCAUUCAAACCUUUAUUAUUAUUUUUCCAGCACUAUCAAAUACGCAUAUAUCAAUCGGAGCUAUAGUGUUUAAAACAGACCAUACGAAUCUGAUGCUGUCAUUUUCAAGCUUUGAUUUCAUUUAUGUAAUUAUAUAAAUACAUAAAUGCAUAAAUUUUCGGGAUAGUAGUCAACGCUUAGAUUUAAGAUUAGCAUAAAAAGAGUUCCACAAUUACACAACACAUAUACAAAACUCAAACUGUUGCAUUCCUCAACAGAAACAACAAUGGAGUCUCAGUCUCAGACUCAGACUACUCCACCCGAAGCCCCAAAGCGCUCUCCCUUCACCGGAAUAUUCCACAAACUGAAAACCAAUCUUGCUUUCCGGUCAAAGCUCGCCGAAGUAAACGGUGCAAUGGGUGAUCUCGGCACUUACAUCCCCAUCGUCCUCGCUUUAACUCUUGCCAAGGAUUUGGAUUUAGGCACGACGCUGAUAUUCACCGGAAUUUACAACGCCGUGACCGGAGCGGUUUACGGCGUACCGAUGCCGGUACAGCCGAUGAAGUCGAUCGCAGCCGUGGCGAUUUCGUCAACCGCGGAGGAGUUCGGUAUACCGGAGAUCAUGGCCGCCGGAAUCUGCACCGGAGGGAUCUUGUUCGUGCUGGGGAUCUCCGGUCUGAUGCAGUUCGUGUUCAACGUCAUUCCUUUGUCGGUUGUUAGAGGGAUUCAGUUGUCACAGGGCUUAGCCUUUGCAAUGUCUGCGGUUAAGUAUGUUAGGAAAGAACAAAAUUUUUCAAAGUCCAAAAGUGUUGGUGACAGGCCGUGGUUUGGGCUUGAUGGUUUGGUCUUGGCUUUGGCUUGUGUUCUCUUUAUAAUUCUUGUGAAUGGAGAUGGAGAACAAGAAGAAGAAGAGGAGGAAGAAGAGAGAAGUGGUUCAAGAAGAAGAAGAUGGGUUUGGAUAAGGAAGGUUGUAUCUAAUGUACCAUCUGCUCUGUUGAUUUUCUUGUUGGGUGUUGUUUUGGCUUUUAUAAGGAAGCCUAGUAUUGUUUAUGGUAUUAAGUUUGGACCGUCGAAGAUUAAGUUAGUAAGAAUGGACAAGGAGGCAUGGAAAAACGGUUUUUUGAAAGGGGCGAUUCCGCAGUUGCCUCUCUCUGUUCUGAACUCUGUUGUGGCCGUGUGUAAGCUUUCUCACGACUUAUUCCCUGAGAAGAAGUUUACGGCUACAUCCGUUUCGAUGACUGUUGGGUUGAUGAAUAUGGUUGGAUGUUGGUUUGGGGCAAUGCCUACUUGCCAUGGAGCCGGUGGGUUAGCGGGGCAGUACAAGUUCGGUGGGAGGAGUGGUGGGUGUGUGGCGCUGCUGGGGUUGGCUAAAUUGGUGUUAGGAUUGGUUUUAGGAAGUUCAUUGGUGGGUAUAAUGGAGAAGUUUCCGGUUGGUGUGCUUGGAGCUUUGCUGCUGUUUGCGGGUAUAGAGCUUGCAAUGGCUGCUAGGGAUAUGAACACGAAGGGAGAUGCAUUUGUGAUGCUUGUUUGUACAGCUGUGUCUUUAGGCUCAAAUGCAGCGAUAGGAUUUGUGGCUGGGAUUGUUCUGUAUGUAGUUUUGUGGAUGAGGAACUACGGAAGGGUCAAGCCCACUGGCCUUCCUCUUCGAGUAGAUCAACAUCCUUGAAAGUCUUCGAUAUUCUUCUUCUUCUAUGCUGUAAAAUGUGAUAUGUUUUAUAAAUAAAAAGUUCAAAACUUCGUUGAACUGCAUAGUGCUGCUACUCCCUGUAAUAUAACUACAUUAGUUUGAUUUCCUUUUUUUUUAUAAUUGCAAAUUAGUUUACAAA
Messenger RNA from Brassica rapa (field mustard), 3584 nucleotides. Its product is annotated as molybdate transporter 1. The record is from RefSeq and is a predicted model, not a curated record. Gene Ontology annotation, biological process: molybdate ion transport. Lineage: Eukaryota; Viridiplantae; Streptophyta; Magnoliopsida; Brassicales; Brassicaceae. Gene Ontology annotation, molecular function: molybdate ion transmembrane transporter activity.